Messenger RNA from Episyrphus balteatus (marmalade hoverfly), 7800 nucleotides. RefSeq names its product titin (gene ImpE1). Gene Ontology annotation, molecular function: protein binding. The record is from RefSeq and is a predicted model, not a curated record. The transcript has 7 exons. Lineage: Eukaryota; Metazoa; Arthropoda; Insecta; Diptera; Syrphidae. Bases 1066 to 7095 code for a protein of 2009 amino acids.
CUUCAGUUGGUUUCUGACCAUCAAUUCGAUCGCACGAACAGCUCGUUCCUAAUACAUUUUCAUACUCAUCAUCGAUCGAUCAGCGAGCAGGUUCCUGCCUUAAAUUUAAAUUAAUAAAUAACGCAUCUUCAAUUUAUAUUGUGACUGAGUGAUCAAAUUAAAUUUGAAAAAAAAAAAAAAAAUCAAUUGAUAGACCAAACUGAUUGUUCUAAAAAAAUAGUAUUGAUAGUCAAGAUCAUCAUCGUCAUCGUUUUGUACUAGAAGAGUUGUUGUUUUUGGAUUUUUUUUGAAGAGACUUUUUGCGGCAGCGAGCCAUAUUCUUUUUAUAACGGUGCAGAAAACCCCUCUUGGAACGACCGACCGACGAAGAAGAACGAAACCGAACCUUUUUGAGAGGCUACUCGUACACACACGAUCCAUUCUAGUGUCACUUCUUGAUGUGUAUCCGUUGGAUGCAUUUGCAGCAGCCGCAUCAGUUACCACAACGAACCUAGAAUUUAUACCUUUAGCGGUCUUGUUGGACUCUAUAAUAUCUGUUGCCUCAUUGCCUGAUGGUCGUUUAGUCCUCUCGUCCUGUUCUACGUGUCGUCGCGAGUGUAUUUCGGUUUUGAAUUUCGCAAUUCUUCUUCAUCUUGCUCCUAUAAGAUUUCUAUAAAAAUCUAUAUCUAAAGGAUAUAGCUUUUAUAAAGAGAAGUCGUGUGUUGGAUUAAAAAAUAGAAAAAAAAAACUAGCCACCGGCAAAACCUAUGCCUUAAAUGUGUUCCAUUAAAACAAAAAGUCAUAACUGAAUGACAAGAAGUUAUAACUUUCGCAUAAAAAGCCGGCUCUUAAGUUGGUCUUCAUAGAAGAACAUCAGGUUCUAAUUCCAAAUAAAUUAGAUAUAUUUCUUUUUUUAAUUCGUUUUGUUGGUUUCGUAUUUUACCGUGUGUGAACUCAUAAAGAUCUUUUUUUUUUUCUGGGACGGUUUUUUGAACUUGUAAGACCUUUCUUAAAAAAAAAAGUAAAAAAAAGUGCGAUCUAGCAAGAAAUUGAAGACAGAGUUAGUACAAAAUUGUGUGUGAAAAUAUGACGAGAAUAAGACUUGUCAAGAAGACCUUCUUUGCGGCUAAUCGAGCGAUGAUCCUGGUCGUCAUCUUUGCCGCCCUAUUGGAACAAUGUCUAGCAAGCAACUUGGGAUCCAAAUGCCAACAUGACAUGGACUGCACAGAUUUCAUAAAAGGCAGUACGUGUUCAAUGAAUGGAUAUUGCGAGUGCGCGCCAUAUUUUGUCCAGUACAACGUAACGACUUGUUUGUCAUCACAACUACUCGGAGGCGAUUGCAUUUUGGCCGAUCAGUGUACGAUGAAAGUGGCCAACAGCAGUUGCUUGGAUGGGGCUUGCCGUUGCGUUGAGGGAUUCUUGCAGUUCCGGAAGCAUACAUGUCUUGGACCUGCCCAUCCUGGAGCUGUUUGCUACAGUCACGCCCAUUGCCAAAUGAAUGACAAGAAAAGUCAUUGUGAUUUUCUAAUUCCCAAUUUAUUUGGACGUUGUCAAUGUACUUCACCUGCCAAACAAUAUGGAGGAAUGUGUAUUGCUGAUGAUAGUUCUAUUGAAGCUGAUGCUGUAUUAAGUCAAACUACAACUUAUACCCCAUUAAUUACACCACCACCAACUGUAUUCCGACCAAUCGAUUUAAUAACUCACUAUGAGAUUUCAACCCAAGGAAAACCAGAAAUUAGCAGCUUACCCUCGUCUACAGAAAAUCAAGUUGAAUUUACAAAACUACCAGAAUUAUCUGUAAGUUCUUCAAGUGAACAGUCAGGUGGUGAAGAUUUGACAGCUGAUACAGAAGCUUUUGAUGUUUUAAAUAACUAUCAUGUAUCAAGUUCGACACAAGGUUUAGGUGUAGAAUCUGCACAACAGGCUGUUACAAGUGAUGAUUAUCCAUAUAAAAUUGAUAAUGAAGAUCAAACAAGUAUCAAUGAAGAAGAAAGUGAAGAAAAUCCAGAAAUAUCAGCUGUUCCUGUUGAGGAAGCUGUAAUAACACCAGCUGAAGGAACUAACGAGGUGACAAAACUGGAUAGUGAAAUAUUAGCUCAGAAAGAAACAGAAUCGGAAGAGAAGGCUGAGGAACAACCUGAGCAAGUUCCUGAAAUUCAACCAUCAUCGUCAUCCGAAACAGUUCUUAUCCCCGAAGUUGAGCAACAACAAUCGAAUGAAGAUCAACAUUCUGAAGAAGAAGAAAAACCCGAAGAAGAGAUACAUUCCGAGUUAGAAGCGGCUACAGAAGUUCCUGCUGAAAUUGAAGACAAACCUGAAAUCAACCAAGAACAUGUAGAUGAGUUGGAGGAAGUGAAGCCUGUAGUUUUUGAAGCUGAACAACCUGAACAGUCUUUGGAUAAUAACAAUGUAGCUGUAGAAGAAUCGGAAGCAUCACAUAACGUUGAAACAUCUUCAAAUACUUCUGAGCAAGUCGAGGAACAUAAUGAAGAUCAUGAAAUUACUCCAGUUAACACAGAUGUUCAAGAUAUUAUUAGUCAAUCCGAAGAAUCUUCAUCAAAUCCAGAAGUAUCUCAAGGAAUUAGUGAAGAUUUAGCAGAAAAAGAAAAGGAAGAUGAAGUCGCAACAGAGCAACCAGCUGAAGUUGAAAAUGUACAGACAUCUCAGCCAGCUGAGCCAGAAAUAAUUCAUGAAGAACAUUCUUCUGAGCAGCAGAUAAACAAAGUAAUACCAGAAGAUAACUUAUCUCAAACCAGUCAAGAAUCUUCAGAACCAUUGAACUUGGAAUCUGAAGAAGUCAAAGAAGAUCACACUGUUCAGAAUGAACUUCAGAGCGAAGAACAUCUACCGGAACAAUCUGUAGAAAAGGAUACUGAGUCUGCUGAACAACAAACAGCUAGUGGUCAAAUGGAAGAAUCACAUUCUAGGCCAAGUUCAGAUGCUCAUGCUCAAGAAGAAGCUACAGUUCUUGAUGAAGAAGUCGAAACACAUGUGGAUAUGGAUGGAGAAUUAGCUGCUACUAGCUCUCAAGAACACAAAGAAGACGCAGAGAUUGACAGUAGCAUUGUAAGCCAAUCAUCAAAUGUUGGAGAAGAACAUAAAGUUCCUGAUGAAAAUGUUUCAGAAAUUAGCUUAGAACAAGUACAAGAAGGUGAAGAAAACCCAGGACUACAUGAAGAGGUUGUUCAAGAAAAUAUUACUGAAGAAAUUGCCCAUGAAGAAAAUAUGCCACAAGUUUCAGAAGAAAAUAAUGCGGAACAAUCAGUUGAAGGCGAACAAGUAGGUGAAGAAGCUGUACAAGAAGUUGAAAAUGAAGCUUCCCAAGAAGGUAUCCAAGAAACCGAACAAGAACAACCACAACAAGCUGUCGAAGAAGCUGCCCAAGAAGCUGUCCAAGAAACUGAACACGAAUCUGAACAAGUAUCUGAACAAGAAGCUGUCCAAGAAUCUUCUCAGGCAGUAAGCGAAGAAGCUCCUCAAGAAACUACCGAAGAAUCUGUCCCAGAAGUUGUCCAAGAAGCCGCCCAAGAAACUGCACAAGAAGCUGUGGAAGAACCUGCCCACGUAGAAGAACAAAUUUUACAGGAAACUAGUUCAGAACAAAUGGAAGAAUUACCUGAAGAAGAAAACAAAGAAAAGGAAGAUUCUUUAGCAGAAACAGAAGAAGAUAAGAAAGAUAACCAAGUCGAGAACAAAAUUGGGGAAGUGAACACUUCUGAAGAUGAAAUUAAACCUUCAAUAGAUGAAGAGAAACCAUCUGGAGAAGAAACUAUCAAUGCAGACAUUAAGGAAGAUAAUGUUCCAGAGUUGAUUAAAGACCAUCAAAUUUCAUCUGAACAAGAAAUUCAACUAAAUAAAAUUGAAGAAGAGGAAAUAGUUCAAUCAGCAAACGAAGAUCGAGUUGAAGAAGAACCACAAAUUCUUAACCACGAAGAAGUGCAACCCAUAGAUGAAGAAAACCAACAACAAAUAGUCCAAAAUGUACCCCAAGAAACAAUUGAAGAGCUUCUUCAGGAAGCAGCUCAAGCUCUAGCUGAAAAAGAUAAUCAAGAAUUAAACUUAGCACAAAACCACGAUGAAGUACAAAAUAUUACUGAGAAACCAGUUCAUGAAAGUGAAGAAGAAGCUUUACAAACUCUUCAGGAGGAACCUAUACAACCAGUGGUAUCUGACGAUUUGAUUUCUUUGCCAGAGAACCAGUCAGAAUUGUCUGAAGAAAAAUUACCAGAAAAAGAAGAAAUUAAUCUUGAUUCGAAGCCACAAUCAACUGAAGAAGAACAACAAUCAGUAUCAGAACAGGUAGAAUUACAAGAAGCAGUUCCAGAAAUGAUCAAAAAAGAUGUUGAACUGCCUGAAAAAAUGUCAGAAGAAACACCAUCAGAAGAAAAUCAUAGUCAAAAGCUCCAAACUGAUCUAGUAACGGAAAGUGUUUUACAAAACGAAGCACUUCCAAUUGACGAAGAAGAAGAUCCAAACAAAGACUCAGAUGAAGAACAAAAAAUAGAUAUACAAACAAUCCCAAUAUCAUUGCAAGAUCUGUUACAAGGUGGUGCUGAACCUCAGAAGAAUAUCCAAGAAACAGCCCAAGAGAAUGCAUCAGAAAGUGAAGAUCCUCAAAUUUCUUCAGAGACUAAUGAAGAACAUGCAACAGACACUCAAGAAUCGUCUGAGCCAUCCAAACCUGAAGAACUAGAACUCUCAAAACCAAAUUUAACUGAUCUUACAGAUUCUAUGAUUAUUCAAGAAAUAUCUUCAGAUGAGGCUUCAUCACAUGAAAAUCAACUCCCUGCUUUGGAAAAAAUUCCAAUGACACAAGAGAAAGACAAUGAAGAAACUAAUUUGGAAAAUGAAAGUUCAAACGAAGCUAUCCAACAUGUACAUGACUUGGAAAACAUUAUCGAAGGCGCCGAACCUUCAAAUAUUGCAAAUGACAAUAACCCACUUAGCUUAUCUGAAUCGUUGCCAACUAAAAAACUCCAAACAGAAAACAAUGAAGGUGAUGGAACUUUGGCAUUAGAAGAAGAAGAAAAUCCAAUUUCUAGCAACGAGAAUGCCAUUAAUGAGAAAAUUGAAAGUGAUAACAACGAACAACAACAACAAAUUAUUGGAACAGAUCCAGCAAAUAAACCAAUAAUUGAUGAUGAGGUGAAAGAGAUCGAUAUGCAAACAGAAAAGAUCAACGAAGACAAAGAAGAAGAAGAAGAAUUAUUAGAAAUCGAUCAAGCGACAACUGUACGUUCCGAAUCUGAGCAAAAUUCUGAUCACGAAUCAUCAUCAACUGUCCACCCAACUUUCGAAUUGCAAGAAACACAUCAACAAGUGGCAGCUGUAGAAAAUGUUAAUGAUAAUUUACCAGCAGCGGACAUUGAAGAAGAAACAAACGAUACAACACAAUCUGGAGCGAAUGCCAAUGAAAGUGAACUCGACGCCGCCACUGAGUACGUGCCUUUGGUAAUGGCACCAGCUGAGAGUGAAACAUUGGCCACACCUGUAGCUGUCAGUGUGGAACCUGAUUUUAGUGAAAUUGAAAAGUUUGAACAAUUUGAAGAUCAUCAUUUGGUCAAUGAACCUUUAGAGACAGUUGACAAUGUUUUAGAAGAAGAAGAUAAUGUUCCAACGAGUAGACCUAUUGUUGAAUUGGAAUCUUCACCAAUUGUUGAAGAAGAUAAUGAAGACAUGAAACCAGCUUCAGGAGAUAACGGUUUCAAUGAAAAUGAAUCAGUUCUUAGUAUUUUAAGUGGUUUAAUAGAAAAUGAAGAAGAAGAAGGUUCUGGAACACCAUUGCCAGAGAGCUCUGUCGAUGAUUUGAAAGCUGAAGAAACUGUUCAUAGUGAACAAACCCCAGACACAGGAUCGUAUUAUCCAUCUGUUUUGUCCGACUUGCUCAUGAGUACAAAGACUGAAGACCUGUCAAAAUUAACUACGUCUUCUCCAUUGAUUGAGAACCAGGAAAGCGUUACUCCCGAAGAACUUCCAUUUGAUCUUUCGUUCGUUUCUCCAAACGAUCAUGUAGAGCUUAUGUCAGAUAAUUUAGUCGUUGAAACGACACCUGGUUUCUACCAGGAAAGCAGCAGCAGUAGCAGUGAAGAUGGUAUUAUAACUACUGAAGUACCUGACAUCUUGGAGAUUACCACCCAGACAAUGCUUGGUCUAGCUAGCCGGGUAACGCUCAUGGAACCAGCUGCUCCAGUGGCUACAACUUUGAAACCUUUUAUGACAAUGGAAGAUGAUUUCUCGACAACUUCAUCUUCAUUGAGUAUUGAUUCUUUGAUAACUUCAAAACCAGUUCGUAAACGUGUAGAACUAGGCAAUGGUCCGGUUUCCCUAGGCUUGAAUUGUAAUAACGACAAACAGUGCCAAUUGGCUGACCCAAAUACCGUCUGCUCUGAUCAAGGAAUAUGUGACUGUGCCUCAAAGACACCAGCUAAAUGUAGCGCUGAACGUACCGGCUGCAGUGCAGGAACAUUCCAGUGCCGCUCGAGUGGAGUUUGUAUUUCGUGGUUCUUCGUAUGCGACGGCCGCCCAGACUGCACAGAUGCUUCUGACGAGGAAUGCACUUUUAAUGCACGAUUUAACCAAACAUGCCCGAAAGAAUCAUUCCGUUGUGAGCACAGUGGACGGUGCAUAAGUCGUGCCGCACUUUGUGAUGGCAGAAAACAAUGCCCACACGGAGAGGACGAAUACGAAUGUGAUUCUUUAAGGACUGAAGGUGGCCAAUGCCCACCAAACACGUUCCGUUGCAACAGUGGCGAAUGCCUGCCCGAAUAUGAGUACUGUAAUGCAAUUAUCUCGUGCAAGGAUGGCAGUGACGAGCCGCCACAUCUUUGCGGAUCACGAUCUGUGCCGAAUAUCUUCCUCCGAAUGCUUACCGCUGCUGUGGUCGACGAUAGUAGCGCUAAAAGAACCAGUGGCGGUAUCAAUGCCUAUUGCCCGCACAGGUGCAGCAACGGCCGAUGCAGAUCGACAGCCAUUGUUUGUUCGGGUCGUGAUGGUUGCGGUGAUGGAACAGACGAGGAGACCUGUUCUGUUUGUCGUUGUCCCGCCCCAGCUUAUGCCAGUGCCCCUGCUUCAGCUGAAUUCUUAGCGCAGCAACCCCCCAUGCCAUUGUGGAAAUGAAGUGAAUCUUUCCUGUAAUAAAAAGUCAACGUCAUGAAAAGAAAAUACUAAACAAACAGAACUAGCAAAACACACACGACACGACCGCCAUCUUUAGGCGAUUAUUGUGUUACAAUAUUUCAUAUUUUUCUUCAAAUUCGAAUUUGUGUUGUGUUAAUUCGAUAUAUAAGUAAAAUUCUAGACACAAAUUGCCAAUUGGCGCCUUGCUAGCAAAGGACAUAAUUAAUUUUAUUAAUUCUCUUAUUUAAUUUUUUUUACAUUUUAUUUAAAAAAAAAACAGAAAACUUCUUUUAAAAUUCGACUUUCGAAAAUCGAAUUUAAUUUUAUUUUUCGAAGUUGAUUUUUGUUUUCGAUAUCCUUUGAUCUAGUGAUGCAGACAAUUGCAAUUUUAUGUAAUUUUAUUUAACUUAUUUGAAGUUUCAAAGUUUGUCUUUUUUGGCUAUUUUCGUGUUCAUUUCUUUUUUUCUAUUUUAUUUUUAUUUGACAUUAUUGAAUGUUAUUUUUUAUUUAAUCUAUAUUUUUAUUAAUUUUCUAUAGAAUUGUAUAUAGGUACGCUGAAAUUUUGUUCUUAAACAAUCCUUAAUUUUAAUUAAAAUUUUAAAUUUUCUUUUCACAAAAUACUUAAUUAAAAAAAAAAUUAAUAAUUGAAGUAGAAUAGAAGUAAUAGAUUGUUUGUAAAAUUACAAACAAUUUGAAUUUAUGUAA